GUCGGGGACAGGGAACUUAGCGUACCAAACUUGCGUUUCCUCCGUGGUACACCUGUACACACAACGUCACACAAACACUAACUAAAUAUAAAAAUAAAUAAUAAAUUAUAUAUAUUAGGUGACGAAUAGCUUUUGUUUUGGAUUCAGUGGCAUUUUCAUUCGAAGAACCCUAGCUCAGUUUUGUCUCCUACUCAGCAAUUCAUUUAGCAAAUUCCAACUACAAGACAGAAAGUCGAAAGUCUAUGCAGUAAGCUAGUGAAUUCAAAUGGAUCAGCAAGUAAAUGGACAGCCCCAAGGUAUGGGAGUGGUGGGUAGCUCUGCUCAGAAUCCACAAAGUGUGACAUCAUACCAAGGUAACCAAAUGACAGUACCCUCUGGCCCUGCAUCAGCUGGUUCAACUCAAUCUUCCCAGACAGCUGGACUCUUGACCUCUCCAGCUCAGAUGGCUCAACACCAACUUGCUUAUCAGCACAUCCAUCAGCAGCAGCAACAGCAAUUGCAACAGCAACUCCAGAGUUUUUGGGCAAACCAAUAUGAAGAAAUUGACCAGGUAACAGAUUUUAAGAAUCAUAGCCUGCCAUUGGCUAGGAUCAAGAAGAUAAUGAAGGCAGAUGAAGAUGUUAGAAUGAUAUCAGCUGAAGCACCUGUUAUAUUUGCCCGAGCCUGUGAAAUGUUCAUUCUUGAGCUGACGUUGCGUGCAUGGAACCAUACAGAGGAGAACAAAAGGAGGACACUCCAGAAAAAUGACAUUGCAGCAGCCAUUACAAGGACGGACAUAUUUGAUUUCUUGGUUGAUAUUGUACCAAGAGAGGAUCUAAAAGAUGAGGUGCUUGCUUCAAUCCCCAGAGAGAGCCUUCCUGUUGGGGGUCCUGCUGAAGGACUUCCUUACUAUUACAUGCCACCACAACCUCCUGCUCCUCCACUUUCAGCUCCAGGGAUGUUUGUGGGGAAGCCCGUGGAUCCUGCUCUAUAUGCUCAACAGCCUCAUUCUUAUAUGGGUCAGCAGAUGUGGCCACAACCACCACCACCACCUCCAGAUUCUUAAGCAGAAGUAAUUGCUGGAAAGGGCUCUUCGGAUUUAGAAAUGCAAGGGGAGUACUUGGAAAUGGGAUUGCACUGUGAAAAGCCGCGAGAUUUCACACUAAAGGUUUAUGGGCUUGAACUGCAGUUAGCAAGUCUUGUAUGAUAUGACUUUGGCACUUCUAAACUUUACUUCGUUAUAACCUAUCAAUAAGCGUGGCACUGAUAUAUAUAAAUCACUAUUUGAACUUUAUUUAGUUAUCUUUCUGGAUCUUUCUUC
Olea europaea var. sylvestris is the source of this 1300-nucleotide messenger RNA. Its product is annotated as nuclear transcription factor Y subunit C-3-like. NCBI's taxonomy places the organism in Eukaryota, Viridiplantae, Streptophyta, Magnoliopsida, Lamiales, Oleaceae. Gene Ontology annotation, molecular function: DNA-binding transcription activator activity, RNA polymerase II-specific; DNA binding; protein heterodimerization activity. Bases 266 to 1045 code for a protein of 259 amino acids. Gene Ontology annotation, biological process: regulation of DNA-templated transcription. Gene Ontology annotation, cellular component: nucleus. The record is from RefSeq and is a predicted model, not a curated record. The transcript is spliced from 3 exons.